AUGGAAUGAAACUUUUGACUUAUCUUAUGAGGUCUGAUUAUUGCUUCUCUUGCUUGAUUUAUAAUUGUAAAAGUUUCUGGACGAAAUCUUUCAUUGCGAGACCACAAGCCCUCAACAGUUCCAGGAGACCAUCAGUGGGUUUCAAUAUCUCAAACCUCAUUAUCGACUUGCAUCGUAAAAUUUAUUUUAGUUUUGCAAUAAAAAUUUAGAUGGCUGAUUCCAAUUAAAUGGAGUUCAAUGUCAAGUUUGCCAAGUUUCAUCUCAUCUUUUAUGCUCCAGAAAUCUCAAAGGUUGUAAGCAAGUUAGUGAAAACACUUUUACCGAUUUCUUCUAUCAUCAAUGGCAAGAAAUUUAUUUACCUCUAACUGCGAAAUGUAUAAGGUGCAAUUCUUUGUGUGGGAGUGCAUAUGAAAUAAAAAGUUUCCAAUGCUUAUGAUGCCAAAAAACGGUUCAUCAAAAAUGCUGUGAAUUUGCUGAUAAAAUUUGUAGCCCUCCCAGCUAUGCUAUUUUGCCUGCUUUUGUUCAGAUGAAUCCUUUGAAGAUUAAAAAAUUGAACCCAAAGGCAACUCCUGUAGUGGUUGUUAUAAAUCCGAAAUCAGGAGGGCAAGUUGGACAUAUGGCAUUAAGGUCAUUUUAUUCGUUUUUGAAUCCUAUUCAAGUAUUAAAUGUUUAUCAAGGAGGAUUAGAAAGAUUGAAAGCUUUUCAAGGAAUCAAAAAUCUUACUCCCCCUCCUUAAGCUAUAGCGCUUUCCCGAGGAUGGCGCGGAAUGGCGCCAUCCUCGGGAAAGCCAGGAAGGCAUCCACACGGGAACUGGGAGUUCCACGUGUGGAUGCCAUUUUGACAUGUGGAAGUUUGGAUCCCACAUGUCAAAAAUGGCAUCCACACGUGGAACUCCCAGUUCCCGUGUGUGGAUGCUUAGUUGACUUUCCCGAGGAUGGCGCCAUUCCGCGCCAUCCUCGGGGAAAGCACUAUAGCAAAUCAUUGAAAAAAUCCCUAUUUUUGGUAAAAAACCCACCCUCCGUUGUUGAAUAAAAUUUUUUAUGGAAAAAAUAUUUUGAUAUAUAAUUGAUAAUCAGCAUAAUGAAAUGCCUAGCUAAUUCUGUUAAAUUUUAAACAUUAGCAUUUUAAACAUAAAUUUGACAAAUUAAAUUAAUCUUGACUAUUUUAAAUUAAAAAAAAUGAUUAUAAAAUUUAUAUAUAAAUCUUUAAACAACAAUAUUAAACCUCGAAUUAAAAAUAAUUUUUUUCAAUUAUGGGGGAGUUAGAAUUUUAGCAGCAGGAGGAGAUGGGACUGUUUCGAGGUUGUUAAGCUUUUUAUAUGAUGAAUCAAAUUGGGAACAAGAAAUUCCUCCUGUGGGGAUUUUCCCCCUUGGUACAGGAAACGAUCUUGCAUUUACACUAAACUGGGGUAAAGGAGUUAGCUCCAGAGAAUCCAAAAAUUUUGAAUCUAUGAAAGAAGUUUCUAAAAUUUCCUUAAAAUCACUAUUCAGUGCCUAUUCAACUUAUUUACUCCCCCAAACAAAAAUUCUGCUCCAGUUAAAAAGGAUUUAAUUAUUUUUUAGAAAAUUGUAGUUAUAAAAAGUUUUAUCGAUUCAAAGUCCUAAAAUUCUUUAAAUAGAAUUUUACUUGCUUUUCCCCAUUUAAAAUAGAUAAUUUAAAGGCAAUUUUUGAUUUUUUCAAAAUUAAAUCAGAUAGCUAUUUAUAUAAUAAAUAUUGAUUUCCAAUAAAAAAUUAAAUUUUUAAUCCAUUUUAAAUGCUAAAUAGAAAAAUGGAUUUUUACCGACAUUUUAUUCCAAUUGAAAGGCGAAGAGUCAGAUCGUUGAAAUAUUUCCAUAUGCACCUCAAAGUCAAAAAAAUCUCAAAUCAUGUGCAACUAUCUCGGCUUAGGUGUCGAUGCAAAAAUUGCACACGAUUUUCAUUCGCUCAGAGAAAGUAGGCCUUAUCUCUUUCAAAGCCGAAGCGGAAAUCGAUUAAUUUAUAGCCAACUUGGAGGGAAAGAGUUUUUCAAUAGAAUGUGCAAGAAUUUUAGCAGUAGACUGACUGUCAAAUGUGACAGAGCUAAGCUAAAGCUGCCAAAUUUAGAAGGAAUCAUUUUUCUAAAUAUUGAAAGCUAUGGAGGUGGGGUAGAUAUGUGGGGAGACUCUGAGAUGCUGUCAGAAUCUAGUGCCAGUGAAUCUGUGACAAGCCCUGGCAAAAAAGAAUAUGCUGUAUGGAGAAAGCAGUUUAGAAAUGAUAAUAUGAUCGAGCUUAUAGGAGUCACCAGUGCAUUUCAUCUAGGAGAAUGCCAAGUUGGACUAUCACAAACCAUUAAAUUAGCUCAAGGAAGGAGCUUCACAAUUGAAAUAAAAGGAAGAGGGAAGAUUCCCAUACAAAUUGAUGGGGAGCCUGAGAUAUUCAAAGGGCCGGCUACGAUUGAAAUUGAGAGAAAGGAUCAAGUCCACAUGCUGUCAAGAACAACAGAAAGGUUUCAUAAGGUCGCAAGAAAAGUUCAAGAUGUGCUGAACUGGGCUGAGGAGACACACAUUUUGGAUAGCAACCAAAAAAUGCUUUUACUGCAAGAAUUUUCGAAAAGAAGCAGAAUUUAA
Messenger RNA from Blepharisma stoltei, 2585 nucleotides. The record is from the annotation of a GenBank genome assembly. Lineage: Eukaryota; Ciliophora; Heterotrichea; Heterotrichida; Blepharismidae.